Molecule: messenger RNA, 5496 nt
Organism: Acanthochromis polyacanthus (spiny chromis)
Lineage: Eukaryota; Metazoa; Chordata; Actinopteri; Pomacentridae
Gene: slc38a4
Product: solute carrier family 38 member 4
Exons: 16
Coding region: 255-1898 (547 amino acids)
Biological process (GO): amino acid transmembrane transport
Molecular function (GO): amino acid transmembrane transporter activity
Source: RefSeq, a predicted model, not a curated record
AAAAGCCUGAUUUCUUACCUGAGUUACAAAAGAGCCACAGCUCCUCACCCACUCACUUGUCUGUCACCUGUCUUUCCUGUGUAGUAAAUAAAUUUACUGAAAUAGCAGAAAAAGGGAACCUUCUCUGCAGCCCUUUGAGGAACUUUGCGGACUUUUCCUUUGUCUGAGAUUGUAAAAGAAGCACCCUGAACUCUAAACCCUGAAAAUCCUGAAAACUGAAUUUCUCCACUUCCCGACCUGCUGUUUGAACAAUAAUGCCCGGAGUUGUGGAUCGCAUGGAGCUUCGGAAAGUCUCCACUGAGGCUGAUGACGACAGCACUGACAGUCUGGAUGACCGCUACACAGAACCCAUCGACUCUGAGAAGGCCACCAUCAACAGCCAAUUCCUGGAUGUUAAUGAUGAUGCAGAAAGCCAGAAGUUCCUGUCAAAUGGCAUGAUGAAGAAGAAGAAAUAUGAGGAAUACCAUGAAGAAUAUCAUCCUGGUCACGCUUCCUUCGGCAUGUCUGUCUUCAACCUGAGCAACGCCAUCAUGGGCAGUGGCAUCCUCGGCCUGUCUUUCGCCAUGGCAAACACUGGCAUUGUUCUCUUUACAGUCCUGCUCGUCGCUGUGGCCAUCCUCUCCUUAUACUCUGUACACCUGCUGCUUGUGACAGCUAAGGAAGGAGGAUCCCUCAUUUAUGAGAAGCUGGGAGAGAGAGCAUUUGGUUGGCCUGGGAAAAUGGCAGCAUUCGGAUCUAUUAUCAUGCAAAACAUCGGAGCCAUGUCUAGCUACCUCUUUAUUGUGAAGUAUGAGCUGCCAGAAGUGAUCAGAGCCUUCCUGGGCUUAGAAGAAAACUCUGGUGAAUGGUACCUGAACGGAAACUACCUGGUGGUGUUUGUGUCCGUCGGAAUCAUUCUGCCUCUGUCUCUCCUCAAAAAUCUGGGCUACCUGGGCUACACCAGUGGAUUUUCCCUUUCCUGCAUGGUCUUCUUCCUGGGCGUGAUGAUCUACAAGAAGACCCAGCUGCCCUGCCCGCUCCCGUUCUUUUACGGCUCGUCGUACAACCUCAGCACGAACGCGUCGCACAUGUCGGGGCUGUACACGCUACAAAACAACUCAGCACAGGUGGAUUUCUCCCGGGCUGAUGUUUCCCCGGCGGUCAUCGGCAGUCAUGACGCCCAUCACUCCACAGGAGUCCACUUCGAGCCUCAUCCUGAUGACGAAGAGAUGUGUACGCCCAAAUACUUUGUCUUCAAUUCACAGACAGCGUACACUGUACCCAUCCUGGCGUUUGCCUUCGUCUGCCAUCCUGAGGUGCUGCCUAUCUACAGUGAGCUGAAAGACCGUAGCCGGAAAAAGAUGCAGAACGUCUCCAACCUGUCCAUCUUGGCCAUGCUCAUUAUGUACAUGCUGUCGGCACUAUUUGGCUACCUCACGUUUUAUGGUAAUGUGGAGGCAGAGCUGCUCCACACCUUCACCAAAGUCUAUAAGUUUGACACCAUGUUGCUGAUGGUGCGUCUGGCUGUCCUCACCGCUGUCACGCUGACUGUCCCCAUCGUGCUUUUCCCUAUCCGCUCCUCCAUCACCACGUUGCUGUUCAGCGGUCGAGAGUUCAGCUGGACUCGCCACAUGCUCAUCGCCGCUGCCAUCCUAGCCUUCAACAACAUGCUGGUUAUCUUCGUUCCUACCAUCAGGGACAUCUUCGGCUUCAUCGGUUCUUCUGCAGCCACAUUGCUCAUCUUCAUCCUCCCUGCUGCUUUUUACCUCCGCCUGGUAAAGUCGCUGCCAUUUCGCUCCCCGCAGAAGAUUGGGGCGGCCAUCUUCCUGGUUGUGGGAAUCAUCUUCAUGAUUGGCAGCUUGUCACUCAUCGUCCUUGACUGGAUCCACAACCCUCCAGGCUCCAGCGGCGGCCACUAAACCCAGUUUCUUUCUUCUCACAGAGUGCAGCCAGCCUCACCUCUUCAUCUGGCAUCUCUUCUGGUUUACCUUGGUCUUUGGUUCCCUUCACUUCAUCAGAUCAUCGCAAAACCUUUAACAUAUGGACAUACUGGGCUGCACCAAGUUAAGACAUCCGUUUGUCCCCAGAGUUUAUAUUUUGUUCGGCUUUUUUGGAUGUGACAACACAAACGAUAUUCUUAUAUUCAAUAUUCUUAUUACCCUCAAUGAAGGCACAGAACAAACUCACUCUGCAGCCCUCACCUGAAGCAGAUCUGUGAACUGUGACUUGCAAGGCUGGAACGAUGAUGCAAGUCCAUCAGUCCUUUGAACUUGAAAGAGACAUUUGGAGGUGGAGUGUGUCGUCAUCCGUGGAAAAGGAGCACUUCUAGCAUUAUGUUUCACUUUGUUUGUAGAGCUAACACAUAUAUCAACAUCAGUAUUUAUGCUACUGUCCAUAAAAAUGCCUAAAAUGUAUCAAGCAGUCAGAUCAUCUCAAUCGACAUUUAAUCAGUAACUCAGUUCAGUCUUUUAUUCGGGAAAAUGUGGUUUAAUUUAAUCAGAAGCUUUGCCAAAGUCUGCACGCACAUACAGAUUUAGCUGGUAGGUUCAUGCUAGAGCUUUCCAGCUUCACAUUCUCAAGGAUCCUUCUUGACAGUCGUUUUUAUCUCAGCUGUGCACAUGAAGCCAGGAGGUACUUUCAGUAUUACUGUCACGGAGGGAUCUGACCAUGUAAGGUAUGAAUGUACAGAAUUAAGUUUAUCCACUGAAAAAAUGACGGUUGUACAUAAUGUCUUCCUUCGCCUCUUAAGGUCAUUUGUCAUCCAGGUUGUAUGAAGUUACAUGAUAAUUAUCAACAACCAGUUUAUACACACCUGCUGGAAUAACUGAUUAGGCAUUUAAUAUAGGGCCACACAGGUCAACAUACGGAACAAUAUGUUCUUAUUUUUAUAAAUAAUUAGCAAAAAUGUGUACAAAAAAAACACACAUUUUAAAAAUGCAGUUUGGACAACUGAAAAAUUAAUCAAAGCCAGUAGAGACAAAUAUGGAAUUGCUGACUUGAAUAUUCAUAUCAUAAAUGGAGUGUAUUUCCUUUCAACAUGUUAAGAUUAUAGCACAAAAAUUUAAAAACGUGCCAAACUAGCAUCAUUGCCGCUGAAUAAGAACCUUCCGUCUCCCCCAAAACUGUCAUUAAAUGUAGGAAAAGCUUCUUUUAUUUUCAGUGUAAUUAUCUGCUAUUCAGGUUACAAGAAUAGUUGAAUAUUUGUAGGAAUACAUAAAUGUCAGAAGAGAAAAUUUGUACCACUCAUGUAAUGCUAAAUAUGUAGCUAACAUUACGACUAGCAGGCAGUCAGCUUUUCAAACAUAGAAAACAGCUACUAAGUUCUCAUGAAACAACAAUUCUGUAUUCACUGCUUGGUUUUCAUUUAAAUGAAACUAAUGGAAUGUAACAUUUCAGUUACUACGCUUCAGAAGUCCUGAUUGGUAGAUUUGAACUUGAGCCAUUCAGGCUAAAUGUCAUCCUCGUUUUCAGUCGUCCUGCUAGUCUUAGCUAACUCCUAACUAGCGUCAUGUUUUGCAUUCAAAGAUGAGUGGCAUCAAUGUUCUCAUCUCAUUCACAGCAAUAAAUUGAAUCACUUCUUUUUUGAUUUCUUUAAACAAUGGUGAUUUGGAAGAAGCGGCAAGGUAAAUGAUAUUACAGACAUUGUGAUGGCUGACAGAGGAGCUAACCAGAGUAUUGGUACCGAGAGGACCUGACUCAAGUACAAGACAGUUCAAAAUUUGUUACACAUGAGUUACUACCUUUGUUUCGUUGUCAAGAAAAAUAAUCACACUCAUUGAGUUCAUUCUGUUCUAACCUAAUAUACACAUUUGAACAUUUCCUUAUACCUUUCACCUAACCUUUGAAUCAAGCAUAAAUUGUGACAGCUAGCUUAUAAAUUGUGCCUUCUGGAUCCCUGUCAUCAUAAUUGGUUUCUCAGACAGGUCCGUUUAGUGGAAUAGUUGAUGACGACAUCCAAGCCUCAGAUCUGUCUUGUUCCACCUCUUCUCCCAGCCAAAGUGGACAACAUUUAUAGAUCCUGUGUGGAUCUAUGUACAUGAAGCAAAUAGAUAUUUCAAAUGAAAUAGUAUAUUAUGUGCAUGUUUUUGGACUACAAACAUGGUCUUUUUGGACAAAUUGUAUAUGCUCUGUAAAUAAUCUUUAUUUUAUGGUACACUGACACUCAUUACCUGUGAGUGGGUUGUUGGGGGAUUCUACCUGACAAGUCUUCUGCAAACCAGUGUUUGUUUUAGUAUAUAUAUAAAUAUAAAUAUAUAUAAAACGUGUAUUACACUUUUUUUCUCUUGCUGUAUGACAAUAGAUUUUUUUCCUUUAUUUGAUGCUUGUAUAUUUGUAGAAAAUUUGUUCCCUCUGUAUGCAUUUUCUUGUUUUAAUGAUGACUUCUCAAAUCAGGAUGUAUUAAUCAACAACCUACUGCUUAACACGGUUUCCCCAGAGGUCUCUGAAAUAUGGCAUCAGGUUUCUGAGACUCACUGGCUUCUGCUGACCAACACUGGGUUACAAAUUAAAACCACAAGUAAGCAGCAUGCAUGUGUUUUGGAACACACUGAUGUUAACAGAAGCAAGACGAGAUUCAGAAAGUAUUACGUGACCACACUACGGGAAGGUUCCUACAGAACGCCUUAAUCAUUUCAGAGAAAAGCUGAACCUUUCAUGUUAGCUCGUUCUACAGACCUACCAGGACAAUCGUACAGUUUUAGUUCAAACCUUGCUGUGGCUUACAACACAUCUCGCUGCUGUCAUUGAAAAUUUUUUACAACUCAGUCUUGGUGAGGUUUUAUUUCCAUGACGAUACUUGAAUAUAAGCUUUCCACAGCUUGAUAACGUCAGCAGGCUUCACGACCGAAGGGUCCACGACCGAAGGGUCCACUUGGCCCAUUCUCUAUGAAUGUUUAACAAUGGAUUGUUCUCACUUUAAAAGUCUAUAUCACUUUCUCUCAAUUCAGUUUAUGAAUGUUUUAUUGCAACUUCAUUAGCCUCCCACCAUAGGCAGUCCACAUAAGAGCUUUGUCUCUUCCUCGGGUUGGGAUUCAUCUCUUUUAAAGGCUCAUGUUACAAAGAAAGGCGAGAGGCAGCAGUUUUAUAUCAGUCCUUCUUACACUACACCUCGAUCCACUUUAGUAUCUCAGGUAUUUGAUCUAGAUGAAUUUUCCUCUCACUCAUGAAUCGCUUCAUAUCUCUUCACCUCCUUUGCAUGAUUGAGCCAAGCUGUACAAGACUGUUGUAUAUUGUGCUGGCCGGGGUGAGAAGCUUUCUUGUGGAUUUGUAAAGCUGACACGUUUUCAGCUUAAUGCUGACAGUGUUUUGAAAGUAGAUGUACAGAACCACCAGCCUUAUUUUUCUAUGGACCCUCAGCCGUGGAGAAGCACUGCUUGUGUUUCUGCUGUUCACAGUGUCUCUGCUCCCUGUGGACCAGGCUGAAUAUUCAGAUUUGUAAUUUUACUGAAACAAAGGGGAUGUUUUUUGUAUCAGUGAUGCUGUUUCAUUAUGAUGAACAAUAAAAAUGUGAAAUGAAAA